GCGUACACUGGCAACCGUCAACCUCAAGCUACACCUGGGUCCGCCGACAGAGGUACGUGGACGCCGCAUACGGCGCCGCCUAUGCUUCCAACAUGCUUUCGUAGAAGUAUCUUGAGAUUCCUCUUAUUAUGCCUGCUUGCCCGUGCGGUCUCUGCUCAGGCAGGUUCGCACCACAAGGUGCACGCGGUAGUCCCAAAGCCGGCUGGGUACGCGACGAACGAGACGAGCAACAGCAACGUCGUAUGCAGACCAUUCGGGCGGUGCGAGCCCUGUCCUGACGAUGCCCUGCACGAGCCCUUCUGCCAGCCGUUCGGCAACCGGCGGCUCAUGCACUGCCAGGCCUCGCAGGGCGAGACGCCCGCGUGGCAGUCGUGCGGGCGCAUACCCGAGCAGGAGCGCGCGGACUUCUACGAGUUCGUGGCGUGUAAUCUGGCGUUUGCGCUGGUCGCGCUGGGUUUGGUGGUGGUGCGGACGAGGCGGAUGGAGGCGAUGCUCGCAAGGAGGAUCGCGGCGCGGAUUGGGCUGGUUAGAGGGGGAUGAGGAGGUGUGCCGUAGGAUCGGAAGGUCCGAACGCUCUUUCUCCACGGGCGGACGUACAGCUCGAUAGUCGACUCUCGCAUUAUCCCAAUUUCAACUUCUUCCGCUUCCCCUCCGUAUCAUCCUUCGCCCCGCCGGCCUCCAUUCCCUGCUUCACUGCCGCCGCGUUGAUAACUGGCAUAGGCCGCUUCGCGAACACGAUCUUCCGGCGUACCAAGCCAAUCAUAUCAUAGCUCGUGCCGUCAUCCUCAUUUGGCUGUGCGCGGUGAAGGACUGCGAGCGGCUUCUGGAGCGUGACGAGCUUGCCCUCGAGGAGGUGGUGGCCGAUCAGGAGCGUCGGCUUGUCCUGCGGAGGAUCAGGCUUUGGCGGGUGGAAGGGAGAUUCAGUAUGCAUACCCCUUCGAAUUUGAGCUUCCCGACUGCCUGCCCGGACCUAUCCCCUUCGACUUCGAGUGAUCCCUGUAGCUCGAUGAUGACCACUUCGGAGUUUCCGAGCUUCGCGAGGCUUGGGGGGAGCCGGGGGCCGUUUGAAGGGCCAGGAAGGUUGAUUGGGAUUAUCAUUAGAGUCGGGGUGUUCUCGUUAUUUUGAGCAAAUACAAUGAAGGAUAUGUUAAUGCCGUAAAGACGGGACCGUAGCGGUGCGCGGGGGAAGGAG
Molecule: messenger RNA, 1192 nt
Organism: Gloeophyllum trabeum ATCC 11539
Lineage: Eukaryota; Fungi; Basidiomycota; Agaricomycetes; Gloeophyllales; Gloeophyllaceae
Exons: 4
Coding region: 82-540 (152 amino acids)
Cellular component (GO): membrane
Source: RefSeq, a predicted model, not a curated record